Marasmius oreades (fairy-ring Marasmius) is the source of this 8871-nucleotide messenger RNA. RefSeq names its product Type I Iterative PKS. Lineage: Eukaryota; Fungi; Basidiomycota; Agaricomycetes; Agaricales; Marasmiaceae. Gene Ontology annotation, molecular function: oxidoreductase activity; fatty acid synthase activity; 3-oxoacyl-[acyl-carrier-protein] synthase activity. The coding region runs from base 435 to 8696 and encodes 2753 amino acids. The transcript is spliced from 33 exons. Gene Ontology annotation, biological process: fatty acid biosynthetic process. The record is from RefSeq and is a predicted model, not a curated record.
GUACAGCAAAUUUUUACCACCAUCCACAUUGCGCCCACAACUGAAUGGCCAAAGUUUAAAGAGUCAACAUCCUUAUCCUAACCUUCGAUGACAAGUAGGCAUCGAUGCACCUACUUUCAUGGUCAUCAUGCGAUCCAAAACUAAAUCGAACCGGAUCGAAAUUGCGCUGGACCAGUUCAUUUGCCAAAGAAUGUCGCGAUAGGACGUCGAGUUUGCGAAACGCGUAGCGAAGUCUAUACUUUGAACGUCGGCUACCAGGAACUUGACAACUCGUAUGCUCUGAUCUUGGGGGCUCUCGAAUCAUUGAAGGACUGGAACGAUAUAAGAACCUCAACGAAACACAGACGGUUCUCAACUCAACUCAGCUUCUCAGCUGCAAAAUAUCUACGUUUCUUUCAACAAGCUCAAACUCACCGACGUCCCAGCCUUCAACAAUGGCUUCAACCACGAUCUCUCAGUCUCGUCCCAGUUACAUGAACCCUAAUGCUAAUGCCAUGGCUAUCGUUGGAAUGUCUAUUUCUGCUCCAGGCGGUGUCGACGAUGGAUUGGAUACUGCGGAAUUCUACGAGUUCUUGAAGGCUCGUGGAUCCGGCAUUAUCGUCGUCCCAAAGGAUCGCUGGAACGCCGAGGCGUAUCAUGGUUCCCAACCAGGGAAGAUUCUCACUACUAAGGGAGGGUACAUUCCGAACUUCACCGUUGGUGAUCCUCAAGAGUUUGGUAUUACGCCUGCAGAAGCGGCUCAAAUGUCUUGCACACAACUCUCGACGCUACACCAAGCAUUUAACGCUCUGCAGCGCAGCGGCGUUGACUUUCGUGGAACGAAUACAGGUGUAUAUGUCGGUUGCGCUGGGGGUGGACCUCCCUUCGACUUUGACAUUACUGAGGCUGGAGCGUACUACAUGACCGGUACUUCACUCGCUAUUAGCGCUAAUCGUAUCAGCUACGUCUUCGAUAUGACCGGACCAUCUCUGCCAGUCGACACCGCUUGCUCUUCCAGUCUUACUGCGAUGCAUCUCGCGGUACAAGCUAUCAGAAAUGGGGAAUGUGACCAAGCGGUCGUUGCAGGUGUCAACAUUAUCAUGAGCCCUCUUGAAACGUCCUCCUUCAGUCAACUGGGUGUCUUGAGUCCGGAUGGUAUCUCCAAGUCUUUUGAUGAAGAUGCCAACGGAUACGCGCGUGGUGACGUUGUGGGUGCAGUGGUGAUUAAACGUCAUGAUUUUGCAGUUAGAGACCACGAUCGAGUUUUGGCUACUCUCGUUGGUUCAGCUUUGACGUCUUGCGGCUCAUUGAUGGGCUCUUUGACAACUCCUAGUCCCGAUGCUCAGACUCAGGCAAUCAAGAAUGCCUACGCUGACGCAGGCCUAGUGCCCAGCCAGGCCGACUUCAUCGAGCUUCACGGCACAGGAACGAUAGUUGGUGACCAGAUCGAAGCCAAUGCUGCUGGUGCCUGUUUCUCCGAAGGUCGUGAAGGCAGAGAGAUUGUGAUCGGUUCAGUCAAAAGUAACGUCGGUCAUGGUGAAAUGGGUGCUUACAUUAGCUCCAUCGUGAAGGUCGUGAUGAUGUUGGAACAGAAGCAAAUUUUGCCCAACGGUUAUUUCAAGAAACCUUCCUCCCGGAUCAACUUUGAAAAGUUCAACCUUCGUGUGCCUCUCGCCGUGGAAGAUUUUGUUCCCCACGACCGCAAUCAAGGACUUAUCGCGUCGAUCUCUAGUUUCGGGUUUGGAGGCUCUUGUGGUCAUACUGUCCUUCGCGAACACGAGGCCAGACCGAUUCUUCCAGACUACCAUUCGCUGAACUCGGCCCCUUAUCUGUUCGCUAUUGGUGGACUUACUCCACGCAGCGUAAACUCCCUGAUCGAAAGUUACAAAGCCGAGUAUACGAAGGUUGAUCCUGGAUCACUCUCGGAGCAUCUUGGAUCUCGUGCUCGUCAAAUGAGCUGGAGGUCCUUCGCUGUCGCUGAUUCACUUGCCGAAGCCAGGUUUACGGAACCUGUGAUGGUUAAUAAACGAGCUGUUCCUCUAGUGUUCUGUUUCUCAGGACAAGGUCCUCAACACUGGCAACAAGGUCGUGAUUUAUUCAUGAAGUAUUCGGUCUUCCGUGAGAGUAUCCUUGCAUCGGACAAGGUCCACACAGAGUAUACGGGGAAAUCGUUCCUCGCGAACUCUGGUCUGUUCCUUCCUGACCCGCCGAAGGAUUCGAUUCUCGCGAAAUCGUUGACAUGGCCCGCUGAUGCAAUCUCUAUCAGUAUUGCCUUCUUCCAGAUUGCUCUUUACGAUCUAUUGGUUCAUCUUGGUCUCAAGCCAGAUGCUAUUGUUGGCCACUCUAUCGGUGAAACUGCAGUUCUUUACGCCAGUGGUGCAAUGCCCCGAGACAUGGUCAUUAAGAUCGCUAUUGCUCGAGGUGGUGCCCUUUGCGUCGUCGACAACAUCGGCGGUGCCAUGGUCGCUCUUUCUGGUUGCGAUAGCGCAACAGUUCAAGACUACAUUGACACCAUUAUUGCUAUAUCCGAUAACCCCAAGGCUGGUGUUACCGACACGCUCCAUAUCGCUGCUCGCAAUAGUCCUACCGACUUUGGUGUUUCUGGUGCCGAAUAUCUAGUCGACGAAUUGACGAAAUACAUUGACACGUGGAUCUCUGGGGUACUUGCACGCAAGCUUCGUGUCGGGACUGCAGUUCAUUCACCUUAUGUCAAUGCUUGCGAGGCGCAAUACCGCCAGGAGCUUUACAGGAUCUUUGCCUCAUACCCUGGUCCUCACAGACCGAAGAUUCCUGUCAUGUCCACUGUCACGGCUGAGUUUAUGACUACUGAAUACACGGUCGAUUAUCUGUGGAAUAACCUUCGCCAACCUGUACGCUUCUGUGAUGCGAUACCGAAGAUCAUGGAGAAAUACGGAGAGUCGACUGUUUUCCUGGAAAUUGCUCCUCAUCCUGUCUUGUCUUCGUACAUUAAACAGAUGGGUGCAGUUGAAUCUGUUCCCGGGAGCAAACGACCACCUUCUGCACGCCACAUCAAACCCGGAUCUCGUCCUCCUACCGAACUCGAUACCCUUUACGAUUCGCUUGGUAACCUCCUUGUGUGUGGUGUCAACUCGGUCAACUUUGCACUCUUGAACGGGUGUCCCCCGGAGAAGAUUCAAGAACCGAAAUACCCCUUCCAGCUCAAGUACUUCCCAAUUGGACAUCGUGUUCCCAGUUACUUGCACAAACUGCUUCCUGCCGAAAGACCACUCAACAGUGAACGACUCCGUGUCAGUCCUCGACUUCCCGAGGAUUGGAUGGCAGAUCAUGUUAUUGACCAAUCUAACCUGAUUCCUGCUGCUGCAUACAUUGAAAUGGCUCUUGAAUUCCCCGAUGUCACUUCUGUUUGGGACUGUCGGUUCGAAUCUGCGUUUAUCCUUGAUGGUAACGUACCAGCCUCUACGUUGAAGGUGUCUCAGGACGGAAACAAGUGGAGUGUAAGAUCUUCGAGUUCCCUUCAAAGCAUGCAAGGAGACUUGAGUUGGACACGUUCCGAACCCGAGUUUGAUAGUUUACAUGCAUAUGGAAAAGUCGGCUAUGGGAAGCCAGAGAUCAGUCCAGGUGGUAUUACCCACAUUGAUGUGGAUGCAGUUAUCGCCCGAUGCAAGACGACUGUCGGGCACGACGCAGUGUACGAAGAACUGGAGGGAGUUGCUCAAUUUGGAACCGAAUUCCGUCGUAUCCAAAAGAUCUCUGUGAACGAAAAUGAGGCUAUCGUCAGGAUUAAGGGCCAUGGGGAGACAUUGACUCGGACUGGUUAUGCUUUCCACCCUGCAUUGAUGGAUGCUGUGUUCCAGUCUGGUAUUGGUUGGAACUUGCUUUACGAUCACGUCAAUGUCGGUAAUGUGGAACGAACGUUCAUGUUGCCCCACUCCUUGCGUCGUGGUUUCCGAAACGAUGGAAGCACUGACCCGUUGGUUUUCCCGGAUGAGUUCAAUGUUUAUGGUGUCCUGGCCUAUUGGUCGCCCUCGUCCUGGACCCUGGAUUGUUACGUCCUGAAUGACAACAACGAUGUUGUCUUUACGUUUGAAGGUUUGCAUUUUGAGCUGGUCCAACAGGACCACUCCAAGAUCUCUGAACGCUUCAGCAUGGUUUGGCAGCCCCACGCCCUCCCUCAGUCUCACAUCCGGGGACAUGUAACGCUCGACGACGACCAGUCUGCUGAACUCCAAGAUUUGCUUGAUGUUCUGGAUAGGCUGGCGCUCGGGUACACGACGAACGCGCUCAGCCGCCUCCCCCCCGAUUUCUCGACGACGCUCCCAGAUCGCAAGAGAUACAUGGUUUGGGCUCUUGAACAGACCUGCGGAAUGUCCACAACUUCGUUGAUGAAGAUGGAGGAUGUAUCACCCGUUCUGAAGGAGAAAUAUGCCUCUUUAUUCGAGCUUACUCAGCGGGUUGGAGAGGGCCAGUCAGAUAUCUUCGUCAAUUCCAAGGCCGCCGUCGAUAUCCUCUUCCGAGAUGACUUGAUGAGCCGAAUCUAUGAGCACCCACCGUUCAUUGGAAGCGUGUUCGAUGAGACCGUCAAGGAAUUCAUCAAGUUAGUGAAGAGUGCCAUUGAUGCUGGCAAGCGUGUUGUCCGUGUUCUUGAGGUCGGUGCAGGUACUGGUCGAUUUACUGCUCUCUUGGGCCAAGCUCUCCUCGACGCGAAACUGGAACACUGCUACGUUGAUUACGUCUGCUCCGACAUUUCGAUCUCUCUUGCCCAAGAGGCAACUGCCAAGUCACCGUGGAACACGAUAGUCCCUGUCGCUUUUGAUCUCAACAAGCCGUUGGAAGAGCAAAACGUUGAUCCUGCCAGUUUCGAUAUCAUUGUCGCUUUCGAUGUCCUUCACGCCACGCCAAACAUUCUCGAUACACUGUCCGUCCUUCGCGAAUUGUUACUUCCUGGUGGUCAUUUGGCCAUCAUUGAGCUGGAUGGAAACUCGUUUGCCUCCGGCGCUGUCGGAAGCAUUUGGAUGGACUAUAUUUUCGGAUCAUUUCAGGAAUGGUUCGGUGUUCUCGAGCACCGUGAUGCCUCACACUGUUCCUUGAGCAAGGCAGAGUGGAACCGAACUUUGCGAAGUUCAGGUUUCACUGAUAGUCUCUUCCUCACUACUAGAGGAGCUGCCGUGUCCCACAUGGCUUUUGUUACUCAAACCACGCAGACAGCCCUCAAGAAAAUAUCUGGUCAAUCGACGCCGUCGCUCGAAAGCGACCGUCCUUCAUCUCAUCUGCGCUCCCUCUCGUUGUCAUCCGUCUCUACGCCUUUCCCUCCCUCUCCUUAUCUUUCUGAUCAGCAACCAUCAUCUUUGGUUUCCAUAGAGGAGCACCCGCUGCUGAAAAGUCUGGAAGACACAAAUUAUUUCACCCCUACCAAGCAGAGGACGUUCACACCUACCCUUCCCACCUUCAUUUCUCAAGAUGAUCUUCGUCGUUUCACCCCCUCACCCGAUAAUGCACUCCCACCCAACACCAUCAUUCGCCGUUUUGUGGCAGGAGAUGAGGUUGAACUGGUCAACUAUGUUGCCACUCUUGAUACCAGCGUUCCUUUGAAGAUCUGGCUCCACUCUGACAGCGAAACGACCAACGCGGUCUUAUUGGGACUCGGUCGGUCGCUCAGGCAUGAGUUUGGACUCUGGAAGAUCUACAUUGUUCUCUUCCCUACGUCAUGGAGCUUCUCGACUCAGGAGGACUACAUUCGCAAUCAACUCAUUCCGUUGCGAUGGGUUGAUGCGGAGGUUAUGGUCGAUGAGGAAGGGAACAUGCGAGUACCGCGUGUCGUAGCAGGGCCUGAUGCACCGGAAACGGAGUUGGCAAGCGCAAAGCCUUUGCGUUUCAAUGACACUGACUUCUGGCGAGCCUUCCCUCAUCCUCUGGAUGCUGAAGAUGUCCAUGUCUCUGUCUCGUUCAUCACCCUGUCGAGUGUUAUCCCAGGCCACUGUGAGUUUUCUGGAAAGGUUGAGGCCGUUGGAAGAAAUGUUGCCCAAACCUUGAUUGGCAAGAGAGUUAUGGGGGUCACUUCUGCUCACAAAGGCAAUUUCGUAAUCUGCCAUCAGGGUUGUGUUUCGGUUGUGCCCGACAGCAUGAGUCUUCCCUUCGCUGCAGCCCUUGCUGGACGCUUAGCGUUCACAUCUUCCGUUGUUGUCGAAUCCCUUGUUCAAGCCAAACCCGGCGCUCGCAUCAUGCUUCACGCUUCGGAUUGUUCUCCAGCCGCUAUGGCCACCUUUGCCUACCUCCAAGAGCGCAACUUCGACACCUUCGUCACAGUUUCCGAUCCCGCUUCCCAUCACAUACCUCACAAGAAUGUUCUCGGAUCUAGCAAUGUUCAAGUCUGGUCUCACGCAGCUCGAAGGUGGUCCUCAGAAGGUGCCGACUUCAUAUUCAACUUUGAAAACGAUCCGAUUGUUUUGGAGGAGUCGGUUGAAAGACUUGCUCGACGAGGGACGCUCAUCCAGAUUGGAGACAAUUAUCCCUCGCGCAUCCAUUCUGGGCAGCGCUUCAAAUCGGUUGGGUUCGAUCGCCUCUUCUCUGGGGAGGAGAAUAUCUUGGAGCACGCGCUGCAGACUAUUUCUCGACAAACCAUGACACGUAUAUCACCAUCUUCGCUUAUUUUCCAGGCCGACGCUCUCAAACUUGCGCAUUCGAAAGCCGCCAAUUACAAGGACAUGUCGAUCCUUCUCGAUUUUGAAACGCUUCCGGAGGACAUGACAGUGUACAAACCAGGAAGGAUGCGCGGUACGGACGUCUUCGAUCCCCGUGCAUCGUAUGUUGUGAUUGGUGGUGUUGGCGGUCUUGGUGUUAAUAUUGCCCGAUGUUUGGUGGACGGCGGAGCUCGGCAUGUCGUAUUGACCUCACGCUCCGGUAACAAGGCCUUCGCAAAUGGCGGACUUGCUAGAGAGAAGAGGAUCAUCAGGUACUUGCGCGAGCAGCCCGGUGUUACUAUCGAUGUUGUUGCGGUUGACUGUCUUGACGAAGCCAAGACGAAGACCUUGUUCUCCAACCUCCCCAACAUUGCAGGCAUAUUCUAUGUUGCUGUUAGGCUCAAUGAUGCCCUCUUCCUCAACCUCACCACAGAGGAGGACUGGAAGAAAGUGUACGAUGUCAAGAUCAAAGGCCUUCGUGUCCUCCUUGAUGCUGUUGAUCCCAAGAAACUCGACUUCCUGGUGCUAACUAGUUCAAUGGCUACUGUCAGCGGAUCUCCUGGACAAGUCAACUAUGCUGCCACACAAACAGAGAUGGAGGCGAUGGGUGCCAAGAUUCCUAACUGCAUCUCGGUCACAGUUCCACCCUUGACUGAUGGAGGUGUUUUCGUGCGAAGCAUGCCCACAGGUAAUGCUCGCAGCGCUGCACUAGACAAGUACAAGGACCUUGGUAUGACCGCAAUCAAAUGUGCUAUGCACUGUAUCGAUGCUAUCUGGACGAUUGGAACCCCAGCGUACCAGCCUGUUUACAUCCCGAAGACGAACUGGAAGAAAGUCAUGGAAAUUGCUGUUCCCGAUUACCAUCGAGCCGCUAUGAGGCACUUGUUGGUGAAAGAAAACUCAGACGCAUUAGCUUCAAAUGGGAAAGUCGAGCAAACGAUCCUUGGGGCUUGUGCCUCUGUGCUGUCGCUCGAAAUUGACCGCGUCGAAGACAACAUUCCUCUUUCAACCUAUGGUUUGGAUUCAUUGACGUCGGUCCGUCUCAGUGGAAUCCUCAAGACUUACUUCAACGUCGAGGUGACUCAAUUACAACUGCUGAGUCAAACAAUGACAGUUGCGAGACUGUAUCAGCUCCAGGAAGAACAGAAGGCAGCCGCUGUCAACAACCCCGCCAAAGCCGAGUCUACAUCUGAUCAAGAGCAGACCACCAACGUCCAUGAAGCCGAUCUCGAUCAAACCAUCGUUCGUCUGAACAACGUUACCGAGGGUAAACCGCUCUUCCUGAUGCACGGUGCUGGUGGUGGCGUUGUUGUCCUCGUCAAAGCAGCUCAAAAGGCCCACUAUCCUGUCUACGGUGUUCAGGACACUCCGGAAGCUCCCAUCACUGGUACCUUGCGACAGCUCUCCGAGUUCUAUCUCAGAAAGAUUCGGGAGAAGCAGCCUGAUGGACCUUACCGACUUGGUGGAUUCUCUUUUGGAACAUGUCUAGCGCUCGACAUUGCAGAAAUGCUAACGGCGCAAGGCGAGGUUGUUGAGGCCUUGGUUCUUUUAGACGGGUCACCUACCCUGUUCAAGAAACCAUCUUUCCAGGCUCACGCUUUGAACGGAAUCCACGAUGGAAGCAUUCGAAACGAUAUCAUAGGAAUCGUGAACGACAUGGUGUCCAGUGGCACUUUGGACAAUUCGGAUGACCUUGGUAUGCAAUUCGAGGAUCAUUUCGAACGUGCGAAAGAGGGUGGAAGCGGCCCUAAAUGGAUUACUCGAUUCUGCACCGCCUACGUUUCCCAUAUCUUGAUGGGCUGCCGUCGCGGUAAAGAGUUCCUGCAAGCGGAAGCUAAAGCCGGUGGAAGGUUGGCGUUUGCAUGGCCUGCAAAGAGGACGGUCUUGGUUCGCGCACUUGAUGGUGUUUCAGCUCAACCAUACGCAGCUGGUAGUUCUGACUACUUCGAUCUCGAUUUAUAUGUCAUGGGUGUAGAGAAGUACGACCUCCCUGGCACACAUUUUGGUAUUCUGUCGCCGAAGUCUGGUUUGGAUGCCAUUCUUGACAGACUUUUUUAAAAUCUCACUCGUUCACUCCUCAACUUCCCUCUAAAUUUAUUAUACCCCAUCCCCUCACCACCACACAAUAUAACACUCACUCUACGCAUUCAAGGACUUCCACAUUUACCUGUAUUGAACAUCCCGUAUUAUAUUUGUAAAUUAUUGGGGAAAACUGGUUAAUCUAUUUCUUUGG